Molecule: messenger RNA, 1509 nt
Organism: Cicer arietinum (chickpea)
Lineage: Eukaryota; Viridiplantae; Streptophyta; Magnoliopsida; Fabales; Fabaceae
Product: transcription factor MYB44-like
Biological process (GO): regulation of DNA-templated transcription
Cellular component (GO): nucleus
Molecular function (GO): DNA-binding transcription factor activity, RNA polymerase II-specific; RNA polymerase II cis-regulatory region sequence-specific DNA binding
Source: RefSeq, a predicted model, not a curated record
CAACACGCUCUUACAUACCCAAUGCUCCACCACCAAUAACACCUUCUUUCUCUUUCUCAUUCUCUUCCUCUUCCACCGUCUAUCAUAACUAACAACCAUUUUCCUUCCCAUCUCAUUAAUUACAUUUAUGCCCCUUUGAAACCAGGAAAUACAAAAGAUGAACACAACAAUCACCAGAAAAGAAAUGGAUCGGAUCAAAGGCCCAUGGAGUCCAGAAGAAGACGAAGCUCUCCAAAACCUCGUUGAGAAGCACGGUCCGAGAAACUGGUCUUUAAUUAGCAAAUCCAUUCCGGGCCGGUCUGGGAAAUCCUGCAGGCUUCGUUGGUGUAAUCAACUCUCUCCUCAGGUAGAGCACCGGGCCUUCACACCUGAAGAGGAUGAUACUAUAGUCAGAGCCCAUGCCCGUUUCGGAAAUAAAUGGGCCACAAUAGCCCGUCUUUUAUCUGGCCGAACAGACAACGCUAUUAAAAACCACUGGAACUCUACUUUAAAACGUAAGUGCUCUUCCAUCAUGAUCGAUGAAUCUCAACCGUUGAAAAGAUCGGUUAGUGCUGGUGCUGCUAUACCUGUUUCCACUGGACUUUACAUGAACCCUCCCACACCUGGUAGUCCUUCCGGAUCCGAUGUGAGUGAGUCCAGCGUACCAGUUGUGUCGUCAUCACAUAUUUACCGACCCGUUCCAAGGACAGUUACGAUUCUACCCCCGGUAGAAACGACGUCGUCUUCAAAAUCCAAUGAUCCUCCAACUUCGUUAUCACUUUCACUUCCCGGCGUCGAUUCUUCAUCCGAAGAUUCUAACCGCGUAACUGAAAAAACAAAUCCCGUACCGCCGCCGCCUCAACCGCCAAGUGCGAUUCCGAUUCCUCUGCUGCCGAUAAUGACGGCACCGACGGUUUCUAUACCGAUGGCGGUUCCGAUGCAUCAGUUUAACGAAGCUCAGAGGGGAUCGGUCGUGCCGUUUAAUUUCAGUUCGGAGUUGUUGACAGUGAUGCAGGAAAUGAUAAGGACGGAGGUGAGGAGUUACAUGGCGGGAUUGGAGCAGCAGAAUGGGAUGUGUUAUCAAAAAAAUGAUGAUGGUUUUAGGAAUGGUUCGGUGAAGAGAAUUGGAAUUAGCAGGAUCGAUUCGUAAAUAGCAUCGGAUAAUGGAAUGGAAUGAAAUUAGGGUUGAAUGAGAAAAAAUGAAGAUGGUGGUUUUCAUCUUAGUUGGGGGAAAAAUGAACAAGUUUUUUUUUUUAAUCCCGUUUUUAUUUUAUAUUUAGAGAAUAAUAAUUUUGGUUAAUGUACAGAGAGAGGACUCGUUAUUAGUGAUGGUUGGUUUGGGGAGAGUGUUUGAAAUUCAUUUCCAAGAAGUGAAGAGAACGAACGAAAAUUAUCUGUCCUGAACUCCAGGCUUAGUUGAAAAAAGAAAAAAAGUUUAGAAUUGAAAAAAACCCGUUAAAAUCUCAAAUUUUAAUAUAAGUUCAUUCCAAUAUUUUUUUGUGCAAUGGUAAUUGGUAAAUUUUCAAUUCU